Physella acuta is the source of this 1311-nucleotide messenger RNA. RefSeq lists its product as uncharacterized. Lineage: Eukaryota; Metazoa; Mollusca; Gastropoda; Physidae. The record is from RefSeq and is a predicted model, not a curated record.
GAAUGUAUUUAACCAUAAUCUUCUAAAGCUGACCAUUAUGCUGAAUUCUGUUAGCCAUAUUAUUGACCAGUGGCUAUUGUUAUGUAGUUUGUAAAGAAACACUGGUUGAUGACUAGUCAAACUACCAUAUAAACUUCUUUCUUUAAAAAGUCAAAAUAUUUUUAACUAUACAGAGUGACUGUUGGCUGCUGAAUGUGAUGUAAUGGUCAAGGUUAUUUCAAUCAAACAGCUGCCACAGAUGACCAUAAGACUACAGUAAAGGCCAGUAGAGAUCUGUCACAUCUAGUUACAGGAAUCAACUUGGAUAUUCUAGCUGACCACAACAGUAUGGCCAGUGGAGAGGACAUCUCAACAUAUUUUACAGGUACACAUGAAGUACAAGAAUGUCUUGAAGGUCAAGUUGAGGUAGAUCUACACACACACCUGGCUAACUGCAAGAAAAAUCCUGGCCACAAAAACUUUGUACCUGUAAAUCAGCUAAGUGUUGAGCAUUUUCCUUCUGGUUACCAUGACAACGAUGUGUAUGACAUCACAAAAGCCAUUGCUGACAAAACAGUCAGGAUAGCCGUUAAGUUGACCAGUCUAAAGAGACCAGAGUUUGUACGUGGCACUAAAAAUCCAUAUCCUUGCUACAACACCAGGGGACAGAACUCACUGCAUACAGGGACUGGGUGGGUGGUGGAUGUGAUCAGGUACACAGAGGGAGAGGAUGGCAGAACUUGUCCAUGUCCUGAAUGUGACCACUCGGACACACCCAGCAAAGUGUGGUGGCAGGUUGUUGUGAGGACAGCCACACAUGUGGUUUUUGAUGAGAGUGAGGCGAGACAGUCCAGCUGUAGGUUGUGGUUUGAUGAUGAUCAAAGUCCAGUGGUCAAGAUUUAUGGGUGGAAGGUGAGUUGGCCAGACACUGAGGGAGACGUGUGUGACUUGUAUUGUGUGACACAUGACGUAGAUGUAGGUGAUAAACUGGAGGAGAUGGUAUGGCGGUUUAGUGAUCUAUGUUAUAAAGUAAUGAACAAAUACAAGGAUCGCAGAGAUGUGGACAAGCUGACCAUUAUAGUGUCACAUCCUCAUGGCUGUUCUAAGCAGGUCUCUGUAGGUCACUGGGUGGACAGGCAGGAGGUGGACAGGCAGGAGGUGGGGGAGGGAGACACCAGGUACACGUACACAACGGCCACCUGUCCAGGUAGCAGUGGGGCUGGAGUCUACAGAUUCGGGUGGGACUGGGGGCCUGAACAUCCCCAUAGUGGAACUAACUCUGGUGGAUUAAAUUAUAGUGGGGUGUGUAUGGAACAGGACUAUUACUCGUAG